This is a messenger RNA of Indicator indicator, 2573 nucleotides long. RefSeq lists its product as uncharacterized. Bases 1 to 2571 code for a protein of 856 amino acids. NCBI's taxonomy places the organism in Eukaryota, Metazoa, Chordata, Aves, Piciformes, Indicatoridae. Gene Ontology annotation, biological process: regulation of translational fidelity. Gene Ontology annotation, cellular component: cytoplasm. The record is from RefSeq and is a predicted model, not a curated record. Gene Ontology annotation, molecular function: tRNA binding; double-stranded RNA binding; nucleotidyltransferase activity. The transcript is spliced from 9 exons.
AUGGCAGACAGAAGAGCUGAGUCACUGCAUUCCUCCAUAGGGCUCCUGGGCAUUUCCUCAGGAUCACUCUUGCUGGCUGUGCACUUCUACAGUUUGCCCAGAGCAGCCCCCCUGAUCCCCAGCACCACUCUUGGAGUUCUCCUCUUGAUGUUAUCAUCUCUUCUGGCAUAUGCAGCAUUCUGGUGUGGCUAUGGAGUGCUCUUCAUCCUGGAAGGGCAAGGAGUUUUGAAUGCCACUGAUGAUUUCUGCAAUGCCUUGGUGCCUGGCCUGGUUACCUUUACUGUGGCACUGCUGCUUGUUGCAGUGGUGGGCUUCCUUUGCAGAGAGGUCAUCCUAGCUCUGAUUGCUUCUGCUGUCUCUCUUGCCAGUGCUCAUGAAGUUGCCAUGUGUUCCAGCCCAACUUUUGGUUCCUCUGCUGUGGCUUGCAAUUACAUGGUCAUCUGCUUGGUUGGUGGUUAUUUUGCUCUGGGAAGGAUUCUCUGUUUCCUAACCAAAGAGAAAAUUGUCCUUCCUGGCACAGAUCUGGCCAAGAAGAAGACCCCUGAACAGCUUCAGUCCACCAGUGGCAGUAUGAAUCGUUUUGCAGUCACUGGUCUGGUCCUGAACAUGCUCUCUGCCAGUGUCUUUGGCUGUAGGCUCCUGGGCAUCACUGGCAAACUGUUUAUUGGCCAAGUGCCCUGGCUGUGGGCAGCUGGGGUCUACCAGCUUGGCAUCUGCAUUCUGUCCUACCGAGCAAUGGAUGUUCUCAUGGCCACCUUCUUUGGUUUCACUUCCAUCCUGAAGUUUGCUGGAGGCUACUGCCUUCUAUACCUGAUCUGGCAACCAGAGGAACCAUCUUUCCCUACUCCACUCCUGGUGGUUUUCUCCAUCCUCUUUGUUGUCUUGGCUCUUUUCCUCACUCUGAAGAGCCCAGUGGGUGGCCUCUAUUUGCUCUUUUAUGUGGCCUACUGCACUGCAUUAGCUUGCUGUCCCAAGGGGUUUUUUGAAGGAGGACCCCAAGGUGUGGAUGUGGCCAUCUUUGUGGCCUCAGCCUUGCUGACUCUGGUUCACCUGUGCAACGUGGCAGCAAGUGCCAAGAUCCCAACAGGGGAGGGGGCUGCGAAGGCUCUGCUUGCUCGCAGCAGGGUGCUGAAGCUCCGGGAAGGAGCAGACCUCCACGCUCCCUACCUUGGCUAUUCCAAGUAUGCAGAUGCAGAAGUCCUGGGCUAUGCAUGCAGUGUCCUUGCUUCUUUUGCUAUAAUGAGGACAGGAGACCCCCAACCUCCACUUGCUACUGUUGUAAUUCCAUGGGUGGUGGUAGCUGGUGGGAUCCUUAAGCUUCUCAGUGGCUCAGUGGCCUUUGCCCGGGGUAAAACCUUGGAGAGCAGUGCCUUCAUUCUCUAUGCUGUCAUGUGGAUCAUCUGGGGCUUCACCAGAUAUGGUGGCCUCUAUGGCACUGCCAGGAGCUUCCAUGCAGCUGUAGGCAUCGUUGCCUUCAUGCUUUUCAAUGGCUUCCUUGUCUUCUGCACACUGUUCUUAAACAUUGCCUGGUUCCUUUACUCCCUCACUUUCUUGCUGAUCUCUGGCAGCUUCUUGCUGGAUGCCAUCUAUGCUCUUCCAGCUGGUUAUGACAUUGCUGCUACUCUCCUCUUUGGCCUGGUCAGCUUUUACUGCUUCCUCUCUGCCCUUUUCAACAGCACCUUUGAGGGUUCCUGCUUAUCAAUGGGCAGGCCCAUUGUGCAGCUCAGUGGUGUGGGGGGAGGAACCACCAAGUGCCUUCACCUGCCUGCCAGGAAAGCUUCCUCAGUCAAGAGAAUUGCAGAUAUCCUGAAGAACGGAGGGACUUGUGGCAUCCCCACAGACACUGUGUACGUGCUUGUGGCAGCCUGUCACCGGCCUGAUGCUGUGGAGAAGGCUCACCAGUCCAAGCGCCAGGCUCAGGAUCGUCCCAUGUCACUCUGGAUUUCUAGCCUGAAGCAACUGGAGCCUGCAAAGCAUUUGUUCACUCCCCUCCUCUGGGACUUCAUGGAGGCUGCCUGGCCAUCUCCUAUUAGCUUGGUGGUUCCCAGAGGUGCCUGGGUGGACCUCCUGGGAAUGAAGGACUCUGCUAAAUACGUGGGCACCCCUCAGAGCAUCGCCAUCCGCAUCCCCGACUGCUCUGUCACCACACACCUCAUCGACAUGGUUGGCCCCAUCGUGGUCACAUCAGCCAACCCAACUGGAGAGGCAGAUACCACACACCACAACCAAGUGUAUGCCAAGCUGGGAGAUAAGGUGGAUGCUGUCCUUUGUGAUGGGCCUUCUCCAGAGAACAUUGCCUCCACCGUGGUGGACUGCACCAAAAUUGACAGUGGAAACAUUGGAUUCUUCAGAGUUGGGAUCAUCCCCAAGGCACAGGUGCUGCAGAUACUGGAGCAGGUGCAGAAGAAGCACUCAUUGGUUCCUCACAGUGAUCCUUGCACCACCAAAGGCCAGGGAGAACAUCUGAACCACAGCCAUGCUGUGCACAACGGGGUGGGUUUGGCUGCCUUGGAAGAGACCUCACCAGCUCAGGCCCCUGAUGAUGACCAUGAGAGCUACACUCGCCUCUGACU